Messenger RNA from Funneliformis geosporum, 579 nucleotides. The record is from the annotation of a GenBank genome assembly. NCBI's taxonomy places the organism in Eukaryota, Fungi, Glomeromycota, Glomeromycetes, Glomerales, Glomeraceae.
AUGGACGGAAAUGACCAGAAUGAAAGUUCUUCUAGUUUCGUGUUCUACAAUCUAGGAAACAUUACUAAGAAUCAAACUGGACUUACUAUUCUAGAGGAAGAUGUUCAAGAACUUAUCAAAAAUCUAAAUUUACCGAAAAAUUUAUACAACUUACUACUUUUUGAAGAUUCGCAAAAUGAAUUUUCGCCUCAAAUCUUAAUAAAUUCAUUAAUGGCUUUAUCCGACCCCACCCCAUUCAAUUUAAACUUAUUAGAAUUACAUAUACGUACGUGGGUAAUUGUUUUAGAAAGGAUAUGUUUUUCACCAAUACGCCUUAGUAGAGAACUUCGUGAAAGUAUAUAUGAUUCAUUGGCAAAAUUUGCAGAAAUACAUCGAAAGACAACGCAAGUGGUAGAAGAGGGUCUAGAAAAUGUUUUUAAGCCCAAAUCUAAUCAAUUUUCUCAACAAAGAUCUUUAGAACAGAAUGAAUAUUCAGUUAGAAAAGAAAUUAUAGCACCGAAUCCUAGAUACUCUAUAGGAGAAUGCAUAUUGUUUAAAGCCAAAAUACCAUUUAAAGAGGGAUACAGUAUAUAUCAAUAG